AACUAAACACCUCCUAAAAUAUUUUGGUGAGAACCAGUAAAACGCCAUUUACCUAAGCAGGGGCACCUAAAUUAUUUUUAGGUGUACAACAUUUAGUUGAAUUUAAAAAAAUUUAAAAUAAGAAUUGCGUUUGUUUAGAUCUGAGGGAGUACUAGAGUCUGCAGUCAAAAAGUGGGUACAAUAUUCCAAGGUGGAUGGAAAAUACAUUAUACAUCCACCCAAAUAGCAUUGCAAGACGGCCAAACCGAGACUUCGAGUCAAGUCGUCCAUGAGACUAUAUGACUCGCCUCAUCAUUGCAAAGGCACUCUCUGUGGCUAUGCAAGGAGCAACGUCUCGCACUCUCUUGUACCUGCAUCUCUAAUUCUCUAUUUUUAGGAUCGCUCCCAAUCCCAAAAGACAGACACUGAGCUCACUAGUCCUGCAUGUACACAUGCCGCAAAUCUUCCGUCGAUCUCCAAACCUUUUUCCUUCAUGCGGACAUUACAUUUGUUGUGCUUCUUCCUCCUGUGGCGCCCAUGUUUGGCCGUGCCACCAGGAAGCAGCCAUGGCUCUGCUGACAAGCUCAGUCUUCUGUCCUUCAAGUCCCUGCUUCUGGACCCAGCCGGCUUGCUUGCUUCAUGGAACUCAUCCAAUUACCUUUGCAGCUGGAGGGGAGUUGUUUGCGGCCUUCGGCAUCCUGAGAGAGUCACUGCGCUGCAGAUGAACUCUUUCGGCUUGGCGGGGCGUAUCUCUCCAUCGAUCGGCAAUCUCUCCUUCAUCAGGGAGAUCGAUCUCGGCAACAACCAUCUUGAGGGGCAGAUCCCUGAAGAGCUUGGCCAACUAAGGCGGCUCGAGGUUCUGAACCUCACCUGGAACCUUUUGGAGGGAAGCUUCCCGGAAGCUCUGGGAAGGUGCAAUCGACUCUCGUAUCUUAACCUUGCGAUGAACCACCUUCAAGGUGAGCUUCCGUCAGAGAUAGGGUCUUUGAAAAAUAUUGUCUCCUUAGAGCUUUUCCAUAAUCAUUUGUCAGGACAGAUCCCACAAUCCCUAGCCAACCUAUCAUCGAUAAAUUUGUUGGACCUUGGAAAUAACACAUUUUCAGGAGCUUUCCCUUCAUAUCUUGACAAGCUACCUCAUAUCUCCCUAGUUUCCUUUGAGUUCAACAACCUUUCCGGAGUCAUCCCUCCUUCGUUUUGGAACAUUUCCACACUGAUAAGCUUUUCUAUGGCCGGAAAUAUGCUUGUUGGGACAAUACCUCCAAACGCAUUCAACAAUCUUCCACUUCUCCGAGUAUCCUAUAUGAAUGUGAACCAGUUUCAUGGCCAUAUCCCAGCUUCAUUAGGUAACGCUUCUGAUUUGUUGAAAAUCCAGCUCAAUGUUAACUUCUUUAGCGGAACUGUUCCCCCAGAGAUUGGGAAGUUAAAACAUCUCCAGCACCUAGUGUUAUUUGGAAAUUCCCUAGAAGCUAAUGAGCCCAUAGAUUGGAAAUUUAUUACCUCAUUAACUAAUUGCUCCCAGUUACAGUUUUUACUGCUAGAUACUAAUAAGUUUGCUGGAGUGCUUCCUGGUUCCGUUUCCAAUCUGUCUUCUUCGUUAUUAGGUCUUUACCUUGAAGACAACACAAUAUCUGGGAGCAUACCUAAGGGAAUAGGUAAUCUUAUCAACUUACAAGCCCUUGCCUUGAGUCUGAACCAUUUCACUGGGGCUCUGCCAUCUUCCCUGGGGAUGCUUCAAAGUUUGCGUGCUCUCCUCCUGAGGAAUAACAUGUUAAAUGGAUCAAUCCCAUUAACAAUAGGAAAUCUCACCAGGCUAAAUUAUUUGGAAGUAUCAUCAAAUAAAUUUAGCGGUACAAUACCCAGCACUCUCGGAAACCUGACAAACUUGCUAGACCUGCAUCUUGGCAAUAACAACUUUAUAGGAUCAAUUCCAACUGAAAUAUUCAACAUACGCACGCUCUCUCUCAUUUUGGAUUUAUCCUAUAAUAAAUUGGAGGGAUCAAUGCCAGAAAAAAUUGGAAAUCUAAACAAUCUUGUAGAGCUGCAUCUAGAAUCUAAUAUGCUAUCGGGUGAAAUUCCAGACGCCCUAGGAGAUUGCCAAGUUCUCCAAAAUCUCUACUUAGAAAACAAUUUCUUUGAAGGUAGUAUUCCGUUUACGUUGAGUAAAAUAAAAGGUUUGGAAAUUCUUGAUCUCUCAAGCAACAACUUUUCAGGUCAUAUACCUGAGUUCUUAGGGAAUCUAAGCUCACUCCAUUACCUUAACCUUUCCUUCAAUAACUUUGCUGGUGAACUACCUACUUUUGGUAUUUUUGCAAAUGGUACUGCACUUUCAAUCCAAGGCAAUGAAGCACUCUGUGGUGGCAUCCCUUAUCUUAAUUUCCCUACAUGUUCUUCUGAGUGGAGAAAGGAAAAACCCAGACUCCCUGUGAUUCCUAUUGUUAUUCCUCUUGUUGCAACAUUAGGGAUGCUUUUGCUGCUCUAUUGUUUCCUUACUUGGCACAAGAAGAAGUCAGUUAAAAAUCUUUCCACUGGGUCCAUCCAAGGCCAUCGACUAAUCUCCUAUUCACAGUUGGUAAAAGCAACAGAUGGUUUCUCGACAACCAACUUGCUAGGUACAGGAACAUUUGGGUCUGUGUUCAAAGGAACACUAGAAGGAAGAAGUGGUGAGCCUGCAACUAUUAUUGCUGUAAAAGUACUAAAACUUCAAACACCUGGAGCAGUCAAAAGUUUUGAAGCUGAAUGUGAAGCUAUGAGGAACUUGCGACACCGGAACCUUGUGAAGAUAAUAACAUCCUGCUCAAGCAUCGACUCCAAAGGGGAUGAUUUCAAAGCCAUUGUAUUUGACUUCAUGCCAAAUGGUAGCCUAGAAGAUUGGCUACAUCCAGGUACAAGCAACCAGCUAGAGCAGAGGCGCUUAAACCUCCAUCAAACAGUCAGCAUAAUUCUUGAUGUGGCUUGUGCAUUGGAUUAUCUUCACUGGCAUGGCAUUGCGCCAAUUGUGCAUUGUGAUCUUAAGCCAAGUAAUGUACUUUUGGACACUGAUAUGGUAGCACAUGUUGGAGACUUUGGACUUGCCAGGAUUCUUGCCGACGGAUCCUCUUCUUUCCAACCUUCCACAAGCUCCAUGGGAUUCAGAGGGACAAUUGGAUACGCCCCACCAGAAUAUGGUGUUGGGAACAUGGUUUCAAUCUAUGGAGACAUCUAUAGCUAUGGAGUUCUUAUCCUUGAGAUGGUAACUGGGAGAAGACCCACUGAUAAUGCAGCUGAGCAUGGACUGAGCCUUAGGAAUUAUGUUGAAAUGGCCAUUGACAACCAAGUUAUGGACAUUAUCAACAUGGAGUUGAUGACAGAGCUUGAAAAUGAGAAUGCGAGAGUAGAUGGUGCACUGACCAGAAAAAGGCUGGCCCUUGUUUCAUUACUUAAACUUGGGAUAUUAUGCACUGAUGAGGAAACGCCAUCGACUAGGAUGUCAACCAAAGAUAUCAUCAAGGAGCUGCAUGAAAUAAAAAAGGCUCUCGGAUAAUAGUAACAACAACAAUAAUAAUGAGAAUAAAAUCACAAAGUUAGAAGGCAUGUACCAACUACCAUGUAUUCUUCACUAGAUUCUAAAGGAGACUAGGAGAGUAUGUAGUACCUGUCCGUGGUGCAUCUUUCGAAAUUUAGAGAAUCAUCCUUU
Sorghum bicolor (sorghum) is the source of this 3652-nucleotide messenger RNA. Its product is annotated as receptor kinase-like protein Xa21. Gene Ontology annotation, biological process: protein phosphorylation. The transcript is spliced from 2 exons. Gene Ontology annotation, molecular function: protein binding; ATP binding; protein kinase activity. The coding region runs from base 473 to 3499 and encodes 1008 amino acids. The record is from RefSeq and is a predicted model, not a curated record. NCBI's taxonomy places the organism in Eukaryota, Viridiplantae, Streptophyta, Magnoliopsida, Poales, Poaceae.